Scedosporium apiospermum is the source of this 849-nucleotide messenger RNA. RefSeq lists its product as uncharacterized. Bases 1 to 849 code for a protein of 282 amino acids. The record is from RefSeq and is a predicted model, not a curated record. The transcript is spliced from 2 exons. NCBI's taxonomy places the organism in Eukaryota, Fungi, Ascomycota, Sordariomycetes, Microascales, Microascaceae.
AUGGCAAACAACGAUAACCAGAUGACACGAUUCCUCUUCGCUAUUCUCAAGCAGAAAUGCCUCAAGGAUAUCGACUGGAACGAAGUCGCCAAAGAUCCCAUCCUCGCCCAACCGAUUACAAACGGCCAUGCAGCCCGGAUGCGCUACUCCCGAUUCCGCUCUGCCAUGUUGGGCCAAGAACCUCAGAAGCGAACCAAAGGUGGCGCCGCGAAGAGCAAGUCGACCAAGGGCAAGAAGGACACGAAGACGAAGCAAGAAGACAGCAUCAAGGUCGAGACCGACAUCAACGCGAACUCGAGCACCAAGAAGCGGAAACGCGACGAGUCUCCCGACAAAUUGAAGCGGGAGAGGCCGGAUGCCGCUCACUUCCUCUCUCAGUUCUCACCAGCAUCCGUGCCCUCACCGAUGACGGACACCUCCCUCAUCUCGUCUUGCAGCGAUGACAUACUGGGUACCCCCGCUCUGACGAUGAGUCCCGCCUCAGACCUACUGGGGCAAACAGGCAUUUUUGGUCUCGGUCAGUGCACCCACCAUCCGCAGACCUCGGGAGACGACAGCCAGAGCCAGGAUCCCUGGGGCGAUACCCCCCUCUACACUGCCUUGGAUGCCGCCUACAGCAUGAGUAUCUACGGUAACCUGAUGUGCGAUCCGCACUCUCAGACCCAAGGCCAUCACACCACCCACGAUUCUGUGGAACACACUCAUGAUCACACUCACGACCACAUCCAUGACCUCACCCAUGAGCACGCACCCGAUUUUGCGGCAGAGGCGGCGGCGCUCAUCGCUGCUGCCGGCGCUGAGGCUCAUUCUCAACCCGUGAGGGCUGAAUGCUGGGACUCCUUGUUUUAG